Molecule: messenger RNA, 3012 nt
Organism: Triplophysa rosa
Lineage: Eukaryota; Metazoa; Chordata; Actinopteri; Cypriniformes; Nemacheilidae
Gene: gpr161b
Product: G protein-coupled receptor 161a
Exons: 6
Coding region: 284-1885 (533 amino acids)
Biological process (GO): G protein-coupled receptor signaling pathway
Cellular component (GO): membrane; recycling endosome
Molecular function (GO): G protein-coupled receptor activity
Source: RefSeq, a predicted model, not a curated record
GUUGUGGUUGAGACCACCCUCUGGAUGGCUGUUCCUGGGAGGGAUGGAGGGAAGUUUUCAAGACGCCAUUGUGACGUCAGGACAGCCCCUCUUUCUUCCCCGCCGACCGCAACAACCGCAACACAUGAACAUCAGCGGAAUCGUUCUGAUAUUUUGUAACUUUGUUACUUCAAACGCCCGAUUCCUGAAAGUGUCUUCUGACAUGCGAUCGUGAGAGCUCCAGCAUCCUGCAAGAGUUUGUCAACAUGUCUGUCCAAUUCUGCAUAUUCCUCAUCCUCCAAUAAUGAACAGCACUAAGAAUGGGACAACGGUGGCAAACACCACUAACGGUCCGGAUGAUGAUGGAGCUGUGGCGCUGGAGGCUGUCUCUAUCAUCAUCAUAGCCAUACUGGCAUGUCUGGGGAAUCUGGUUAUUGUGGUGACGCUGUAUAAGAAACCCUACUUAUUGACUCCCAGCAACAAGUUUGUCUUCAGCCUGACCUUGUCCAAUCUGUUGCUUUCUUUACUAACUUUGCCUUUUGUGGCGGUCAGCUCAGUGCGCAGAGAUUGGAUGUUUGGGGUGGUGUGGUGUAACUUUACAGCACUCCUUCAUCUCCUCGUCAGCUCAUCUAGCAUGCUGACACUAGGGGCCAUUGCUAUUGACAGGUACUAUGCUGUAUUGUUUCCCAUGAUCUACCCCAUGAAAAUUACUGGAAACCGAGCCGGCCUUGCCAUUGUUUACGUGUGGCUUCACUCUUUGGUCGGAUGUCUGCCGCCCCUCUUCGGUUGGUCUACUUUCGAAUUCGACCGCUUCAAAUGGACCUGCACGGCAGCAUGGCACAAAGAGAUCAGCUACACUGCCUUCUGGGUUACGUGGUGCUGCCUUCUACCGCUGGCGGCAAUGCUGGUCUGCUACGGGGUCAUCUUCCGCGUGGCCCGCGUUAAAGCGCGCAAGGUUUACUGCGGUACCGUGGUGGUACCGCAGGAGGAGUCCGGGUCUCAGAAGAACGGCCGUAAGAACUCCAAUACCUCCACCUCGUCUAGCGGUAGCCGGAGGAGCCUGAUCUACUCGGGGAGCCAAUGCAAGGCCUUUGUCACCAUCCUGGUGGUGCUGGGAACAUUUCUGACCACAUGGGGUCCGUACGUGGUUGUGAUUAGUACUGAAGCACUGUGGGGUAAAGACAAUGUUUCACCACAGAUGGAGACACUGGUGUCUUGGCUGUCUUUCACCAGUGCCGUGUGUCAUCCACUUAUUUAUGGACUGUGGAACAAAACUGUACGAAAGGAGUUGCUGGGCAUGUGCUUCGGCGAUCGAUAUUACAGAGAGUCUUUCGUUAUACGACACAGGAACUCUCGUCUGUUUAGCAUCUCGAACCGGAUAACGGAUCUGGGGAUGUCUCCUCACCUGACGGCCAUGUUUGUUGGCGGUGGGCAGCUCCUGGCACGUGGCAGCAGCACGGGAGACACAGGCUUCAGCUAUACACAGGACUCAGCUACAGACGUCAUGCUGUUGGACAACUACACAUCAGAACCCUCCCACUCAACCCACUGUGCUGCCAGUAAGAGACGAAGUUCUGUCACAUUCGAAGACCAAGUGGAUCAAAUCCCUAAAGGUGAUCCAUCAACAGUCCAGGUAAACGCAGACAUCCACAAGUCUUUGGACAGCUUUGCCUCUUCUCUGGCCAAGGCUAUAGAGAACGAUGCUAAGAUUCAGCUGUUUGGGGAAUGGGCUGAAAUUCCCAUCAGUUUGUUUAGUGUCCGGAACACACAGAGAGGUCCACGUUACCUGGAUGGCCAGAGACUCAGGAUGGAAAGCAUCGAUGAAGGAAUAGUUAAAGAUGAUGACAAUGAGGAGGAGGAGGAAGAAAAGGAGCAUCAGGAAAAAAUAUGUGAUAGUUCCAUGUAGUUCCUUGAACUUGAAGGACAAGAUCAUUGUGUUAUCUGCAUCCUUAAAGGUACAGAACGUCAUUAAAAAUGUCAACAUGUUGGCAAGUGUUUACAAAUAAUUUGUACACAAUGUUGUUCAUGAGUAAUUUACAUAAAAGGUAAAGAGUGUUUUAGUAGCUGCUGCUAUUUGUCACGGUGAGGCCAAAGAUCUCCAGAUCUAGUGUGGAUGUCAGGAGGUUUGUUUUCUUUUUGUAAAAUUACAAAAGGUACUGUAUAAUGUACAUCUUGUAAGGUCCUCUUAUGUUAUGUAUCUUACCAUUCUUGAAAAUUGUAUCGUUUAGCUUUAUCCACUGUAACCACUUUGCUUUGUGUAAUAGUUACACAUUUGUUUGCAAGAAUGAUCCUAGUGAAAUGGAUUCCAUUCUUUAAAAAGGUUUCACAAAGUUUGAAGAAAACGAUAAAUAACAGUGUAACAUUUUGCUUCGUGGGUGUAUUCACACCCUCAGACCCUUAAUGGAAUAGUUCACCAAAAAAAAUGGAAAUUUCAUAAUUUGCUGACCCUCAUGUAAUCGUUUAGAAAUUUCAAAAGGGUGCAUACAUGAGUCUUUUUCAAUUUAUGCAAGAGUCAUAUAUAUAUAUAUUAUAUAUAUAUAUACACACACACAGUAUAUAUAUAAACAUGAGAAGGAUGCUGGACAUAACAAACCUUCGUGUCAAAAAUGGCAUAGUAUACCCUUAAAUUAAUUGUAUUAUGUUAUUGAUAUAUUUCAGUGGAAAAUCUGAACUCUUUUGUAUUUGUGAAAAAUGACAACACUAGUCCAAAUCUGCAGUGGUGAUUGAAGAGCAAGAACAAUAUUGAUGCUAUUUUUGCAGUUUCUAAAAAAUUAAAACAUUUUGGUACUAUUGAAUUUAAAUUUACUGAUUACACUACAUAAAAUCUUAACGUUGAAAGCAUGUUCAAGCAUAAUUUAGUGGCCUAUUCUACUAGUUUCCUGUGGAAUCUCUGGAAUGGUUGUUUAUGACCGUCAUUUAUAUUAUAUCAUAAUAAAUCAACUCUACAAGUAUUUGCCAAAGGUUGUAAAUUACAACACUGCCCGUUAUUUACAAGCCACAAGUAAUGUUGAUGUGACAUUAAAAUCUAUGAGU